Mauremys mutica (yellowpond turtle) is the source of this 5223-nucleotide messenger RNA. RefSeq names its product protocadherin alpha-C2-like. Lineage: Eukaryota; Metazoa; Chordata; Testudines; Geoemydidae. The record is from RefSeq and is a predicted model, not a curated record. Bases 776 to 3601 code for a protein of 941 amino acids. Gene Ontology annotation, cellular component: plasma membrane. The transcript has 5 exons. Gene Ontology annotation, biological process: homophilic cell-cell adhesion. Gene Ontology annotation, molecular function: calcium ion binding.
GGUCUCUGCACUGACAUGCGAAAUACCUGAGUUACUUACAGUGUGUGAUAGACAACAUUCCUUUCUUCAGAUGAAGAAUCUUUUCCCGAUCCUGGAAUUUUAAACAUUUCAUGAUCACCGUGUUAGACCUUUUUCCUGGAGUAAUUUUAGUCUCCUGGCCUUUGGAGGGCCUUUCAGAUCAAUAACAGCUAUCUUGACUACAGCAGUUUCAACAACCACACCUCAACAAAACAGAAUUUAUGAAAGAAACCUCCCAGUAUUAGACUUGUUCCAGAUCUUUGACGAUUGUCUGCUCUGAAGUUAAGGUCUGAUGUCAAGAAAAUCUUCAAAAACAUGUUCAAAAUAGCUGAUAUUUACCAAUAAAAUCAUAAACAUAAUUUAAGCAAUUUUUUUCCUUCAGAAAAGAAAAAGGGGAACUAUUUGGAAGAUCAGUAUAUUAGGCCACGGACUAAUGAUUAAACAGUGUCCAUGACAACAGGAAAGUUAAGAAUGUUUAAAUAUAAGGAAAAAAAAUCGCUAGUAGCGGACUUUAUAUAUAUAUAUGUCACAAGGUGCCGCUGUUGACUAAAAAUACGUUUUCAUAGAAAGGGAAAUAUACAGCUCCUCCCCCCCAUCCCCAUACUAAAAUCUGCAGCAAAUCAGAUAUUCACCAGCAUUGCCUGACAUUGGACUUGAAUUAAACCUCUACAUAGACGUGGACCGAUAUAUUAAAGCAUACUUAUUAUCUGGCAAACCUGGGAUUUUAUUGGAUAAGCGACACUGCCGGGUGUCUGCGAUGGCUUUUCUCCGGCGAGACUCCCUGGUAACCAAGCAGCUGCUGCGGCUGGUUCUGUUGCACACGGCCUGGGAGGUGGGCAGCGGCCAGGUCCGUUAUUCCGUGCCGGAGGAAUCCAAACACGGCACCUUUGUGGGCCGUCUGGCCCAGGACCUGGGGCUGGAGGCGGCGGAGCUGGUGUCUCGGAUGUUCCGGAUGGUCUCCAACGGCAGGAGAGACUAUUUUGAGGUAAAUUUGCAGAGCGGCGUUUUGUUUGUUAAUUCGCGACUAGACAGGGAAGAGCUGUGCGGCCAGAGCCCCCUGUGCGCCAUUGACCUGGAGGUGAUAGUGGACAAACCCCUGAGGAUAUUUCACGUGGAACUGGAGAUACAGGAUAUAAAUGACAACGCUCCUGUGUUCCCUGAAAGUAAAGAAAAUCUGUUUAUUUUAGAAUCGAGAUUCCCCAACUCACGUUUCCCACUAGAGGGCGCUUCAGACGCAGAUAUUGGAACAAACUCUCUGCUAACCUAUAAACUCAGCCCAAGCGAACAUUUUACUGUAGACGUGCGAAGGAAUGAUGAAAAAAGUAAAUCGUUAGUCCUUGUAUUAAGUAAACCACUGGACAGAGAGGAAACCCCUGAGCAUCGUUUAUUACUCACUGCCACAGACGGGGGCAAACCGGAGCUCACCGGCACAGUUCAGCUGGUGAUCACGGUGCUAGAUGUGAAUGACAACGCGCCUGAAUUUAAUCAGUCACUUUAUAAAGUCCUGUUACUAGAAAAUGCUCCAAACGAAUCACUAGUAAUUAAACUCAACGCUACAGAUUCGGAUGAGGGAAUAAAUAAGGAUAUUAUAUAUUCAGUUCGCAGUGUCACUCCGCUCACUGAAAGCUCCAUGUUUAGCAUAGAUUCAAAGAGUGGUGAACUGAGAGUGAAUGGAAAACUGGACUUCGAAGACACUAGUUUACACGAGAUUCAAAUCGAGGCUACAGAUAAAAAUCCGCAUCCAUUGGCUGGGCACUGCAAUGUUUUGGUGGAAGUGUUAGACGUGAACGAUAACUCCCCUGAGCUGGCCGUGACUUCCCUUUCCCUGCCGGUACCGGAGGACGCUCCUCCGGGGACAGUGGUGGCUCUGAUUAGCGUCUCUGACCGGGACUCGGGAGACAACGGCAAAGUCACCUGCUCCAUCCCCCCGAACCUGCCCUUUCGGCUCGUCUCCACCUUUAAGAAUUAUCACUCGCUGGUGCUGGCGGAGGCCGUGGAUCGGGAGCGAGUGUCUGAAUAUAAGCUCGUGGUGACAGCCAGAGACGAAGGGGCCCCGUCUCUGUCGGCCAGCAGCAGCAUUUUGGUGCCGAUCGCGGAUGUGAACGACAACGCCCCAGCGUUCCCUCAGCCCGUUUACACGGUGUUUGUGAAGGAAAACAACCCGCCCGGGGCCCAUCUCUUGACCGUGUCUGCCUCGGACCCGGACCUGAGGGAAAACGCCUUUGUGAGCUACUGGGUGGUGGAGCGAAGUGUGGGAGAGCAGCCCCUGUCCAGCUACAUCUCGGUGCACUCGGAGAGCGGGCACAUCUAUGCCCUGCAGCCCUUUGACUACGAGGAGCUGCAAGUGCUGCAGUUCCAGGUGAGCGCGAGGGACGCCGGGUUGCCGUCGCUGUGCGGGAACGUGACUGUGCAGCUCUUUGUGCUGGAUGCAAAUGACAACGCGCCCGCAGUGUCCCCGGCCGGCUCCGUCGGCGGCUCGCUAGGGCCCGAGCUGGUUCCGCUGUCGGCCGGCGCAGGGCACGUGGUGGGCAAGAUCCGAGCGGUGGAUGCGGAUUCCGGCUACAACGCCUGGCUUCGCUACGAAGUGCAGGAGCCCGGGGCUGCGGGGCCUUUCCGGGUGGGUGUGUACAGCGGGGAGAUCAGCACGACGCGGGCCUUGGAGGAGGCGGACGGCCCCAGCCAGAGACUCGUGAUCCUGGUGAAGGACCAUGGGGAGCCGUCGCUGUCAGCGACAGCCACUGUCAGCCUGUCCCUGGUGGAGAGUCCCCAGGCUGUGAAAUGGGACUCGAGGCCAAGGGGCGGGAGCGACGGGCCCUUGGUUGACAUGAACGUGUCUUUAAUGAUCGCCAUUUGCUCGGUGUCCGGGCUGUUUGUGCUGGUGAUUGUCGUGUACGUUGGCCUGAGAUGCCGCCCGGGUCCGGAAGUGAUGUGCGGGCCUGGGAAAGCCACCGUGGUGUGCGCGAGCGAGGUGGGGAGUUGGUCCUAUUCCCAGCGCCAGAGCCGGAACUUGUGUGUAGGGGAAGGCACCGCCAAGAAUGACCUCAUGGUUUUCAGCCCCAACUUCCCUUCCUCUUCGAAGAUUGCGGGGAACUGGAAACGGGAGCAGCUAAUCUGUGAUGGACAGCCAAAACAACCCAAUCCUGACUGGCGUUAUUCUGCAUCCCUAAGAGCAGGAAUACAAAGUGCUGUGCACAUGGAGGAUGCAGGAGUCUUACGAGGAGGGCCAGGAGGACCUGAACAGCUGUGGCCAACAGUAUCCAGUGCAACACCAGAACCUGAGGCAGGAGAGGUGUCCCCCCCAGUGGGAGCUGGUGUGAACAGCAACAGCUGGACCUUUAAAUAUGGACCUGGCAAUCCCAAACAAGCUGGUCCUGGUGAGUUGCCAGACAAAUUCAUUAUCCCGGGAUCUCCUGCGAUCAUCUCCAUCCGGCAGGAACCACCAAACAGCCAAACUGACAAAAGUGACUUCAUAACCUUUGGCAAGAAGGAGGAGACCAAGAAAAAGAAGAAAAAGAAGAAGGGAAACAAGACUCAGGAGAAAAAAGAAAAGGGGAACAGCACCACUGACAACAGUGACCAGUGAGGGGUUUAUACUGUCAGAACCCACUUAGCCAUUUUUUUUAAUAUUGGCAGAUCUCUCCUAUGUAGCAACUCCCAACUUCUUCCUACUGUUAACAAAUUUCCUGUAUAUAUAGACUUCAGAAAUCAGCAGGAAGUUCACAGUGUCUAUCUAGAUUGCUUAACAGGUUUUGUCUUGAAAGCUUUAUUAAGUCUGGUGUUAACUUUUUUUCUCCACUCUGGCUUGUUUUCAGACUCUAAAAAGCAGACACAAGUUUCCUUUCUCCUACGCCGAAAAGGAGAAUCUUCACAGUACAGCCAGUGAGAGGUUGGACUCUCUGCAUUGUGAUUCCUGUGAUCCUGUCUUGAUGACACUUACAGGACAAGUUUAAAAGUUUUAAUAUUGUGCACCCUGUGUCUGAUUGGAAACAUUUGUGUGCAGAUGUGAGCUAGGUGAUACAAGAUCAGAUUAUAAAUGCAAGAAGAGCUGGUAAAAUAUGAACAACAAAGGAAACACCUAAUGAAUGUAGUGGUGAGAGAUGUUCAGGCUGGGGAGGAAAUGUCUCAAGGGAGAUGACCAGAUUUUUUGAAUAUAGAUACUAGCUGUGUGGAAUACUGAGUCUUUUGCAUGACGUAUUGUACACACUCCAGGAAAGAAAAGCUCACAUUUACAGCUCUUUAAGAUACCAUAAAGUAUAACUCUCACCAAGCCAUUGGCUAUAUUGUCAUUAUAAGUCCUGAUUAUCCUAGUAAGGAUGUCCCUCAAAGUGAGACAACAAGGGAUGGGCUGACAUCUAGGGAACAUAACUGACUGUGAUGUUUCCUGUACAUCCCUGUUUCCAGUCUAUUUAACAUUCUUUUGCACUUAAUGUCUCUGAAAAGGUCAGAGUAUUUUCCACAACAGAUAUGCAAAAGUGAGAAAAAAGAAACACAUUAUCUAUGCUUUUUGUUAUUUGAUAUAUUUAUUUAUAAAGAAAAUAUAGCUGUAAAUGUUAAAGAAAUAUGAUGCCCUUUAACCCAAACAGAAGUCAAUCUACAGCUACUAGAAAUUAUAAUUGCUGCUAUUAAAGUGCUUUAGAAAAAAUGCCUGAAACACCUGUAUUAUAUCGGCCACUUGCCAAUCACAGCUUUAUUCUGUUGGGUCACUCGGGCGCUGCCUCUUGCAUGUAUUAAUAAAUACAAGAAUAUAAUUUUUUGCAUUAAUCUGCACUUUGAAUACACAACAUUUGCAAACAAACUGUCCUAAUAUAAAGAAGCAGAAGCAAACUAUUUCUCACACAAGAUCUACUAACCUGCUAGCUCUGUGCAGUGUCUUGGUGUUAUCUCCCACACAACCUUUUUGGGUUUUAGUUUUACUUUUCAAUGAGGUUAUGAAUUGCUGACCCUAUUAACACUCAUUAUGUAAAAUUCAAGUACUGUAUGUAUGCUGUAUGCUCUUAUAAGAAUCCUGAAAUAUUUAUUCUGUGCUUGUGUAUGUGAAUGUCAAUGGAACUAUUACCUAGAGUGGACUUUAAGCUUUAUUGUUGAAUGUAAAUCCAUUCUUUCUUUUUUGUACACUUGUGGAAAAGUGGAGUAGUGUUAAUUUUUUAAGCCACUGUUGGUUAUCGGUUUUUGUGUAUGAAACACAAGUAAAAUAUCUUUCUUAAA